Mercenaria mercenaria is the source of this 1312-nucleotide messenger RNA. RefSeq lists its product as uncharacterized. The transcript has 2 exons. NCBI's taxonomy places the organism in Eukaryota, Metazoa, Mollusca, Bivalvia, Venerida, Veneridae. Bases 203 to 811 code for a protein of 202 amino acids. The record is from RefSeq and is a predicted model, not a curated record.
UGUUCUCUCUCAGUCUGAGGGGGUUCAAAACAUGAGGUCAAAUUUCAUAGAAACAUAUUGGAUAGCGGUUUUGAUAUAAAAUAGGAGCAUGAUUGGAAGCCAAUAACACUGAUGAAAAUCGCCGAUACUGUACAGAGUAGGAACACAGUCAGGACGGUAUAUUUCUCUUUAAGAAUAAAGCGGGGGAUAACAUACACAUGACAUGAAUGUGAUUAGUGCUUCUAUGAAACAGGUUUUAAUCAAACAUAUGGCAAUGAAUGUAUAUAAAACUGCAUACGUUAUUCUGCUACUGUGUAUGUCGAUGACAAUCGUUUCAUCAAAUCUACUCGAGAGUGAUGCUUUCCCUGAUACUGACAGACAAGACAAUGGAAUGUUCCCUUAUUCUGACCAAGAUGGACAAUAUGAUAAUGGUUUGUCUUUGGAUGAUAUAUUUCAGCACAGAGUUGACGAUGAGACACAACUGUGUCCGAAGCAGUUUAUGUUGUUGUUUUUGAUAACGCGGGAUGCAAGAUAUUUGAAGGACUGUGGAUACGCUUUAGGUGUUGAUAAAAAUAGAACUGUCAACAACGGACCGAAGCCUUUGGUAGCUACGUCCUCGGGAAACAUUCUUAAAAGAAUUCUGGAUAAUAUGGACGCUGGGACAGCAAAAGUUGAUUUCAUGGAAGAUACGAAAGGAGAUGCGGAGAAAAGAGCACGGCUUUCUAUAAAUGGAGCGUUAAGCUCAUUAGUGGAAAUGCUACGUCACGAGUCUCGACGUCAUCAUAGAAGACCGCAGUACGCGUUCCACAGGGAAAUGCUACACAUGGGAUAAAAUAACCAGUGUCUACACAUGGGAUAAAAUAACUACAGUUUGAUACUUUGAACUUUUGAUAUAAUGGGAUGGUUUGGGAAACUGUAAUAAAAUUCUGAUUACGAUAUUAAAAUGAUACAGACACACACACCAUGCUUUGGAAAGAAACAUUGGAUAGAUCUACUUAUUAACAUUUUAAAUUGAAGUUCUUGCAACAAGUAGCUUAGAUCUAUUAAGUUUGGCAAUAUUUCAAUGAACUAGAUCUACAGACAAAUUGUAAAAAGUAAAAAGAAUGCACAGUGUAUGAAAUAAAAUUGUUAAGUUGCUAAAAAGAAAUGUUGUGAAAAAAAUUCCCUCGUUUGCCAUACUUCUGCUAAUAAUGUUAGAAAGGUUAGAAUAUGUUAACAUAGUCAGUUAAUACUGACGUUUAUCAGGACUUACUUUAUUGUACUUGACGAAUUUUCUAAUCUAUUUACAGGUUUUGUUAUAUAAUUAGCUUUAAAUUACAAGCACUGUCGGUUA